Brassica napus (rape) is the source of this 3069-nucleotide messenger RNA. RefSeq names its product disease resistance protein RFL1. The record is from RefSeq and is a predicted model, not a curated record. Lineage: Eukaryota; Viridiplantae; Streptophyta; Magnoliopsida; Brassicales; Brassicaceae. Gene Ontology annotation, molecular function: protein binding; ADP binding. The coding region runs from base 292 to 2973 and encodes 893 amino acids. The transcript has a single exon.
UCGUGAAGUUGAGUGGGCAUAUUGUGUCAAAUAUGUGAAACGUAGAAUAACGGAAAAGUAUAGUAUAUGGGUUGUUCCAGAAACGUAGGGACCAUCAUCUCAGGAAGAGGCUUUUAGAUAUUUUGAUCUAUAUAUUUAGCAUCUUUGGACUCGUGCACUUGCAAAGCUCUUCUCUUCAUAUGCUUAAACUAUUCAAACAUCAUAUAUUCAUAUCUUUUCCUUUCUUCCUUUUUCGAUAUUUGCUCAGCUUCUUGUUGUCGUGAGCAGUGAAUCUCUCUCUAUUGUGCAGCGAUGGGAGGAGUUUUCUCUGUCUCGAUGUCAUGUGACCAAAUGGUGAAUCAGUUCUCCAAAUGGUUAUGCCUCAAGGGGAGUUAUAUUUACAACCUCGCUGAGAAUCUAGUCUCUCUCGAGAAAGCCAUGGGAGUGCUCAAGGCAAAGCGAGAUGAUGUUCAAGGAAGGGUACACAGAGAAGAGUUCACUGGGCAUCGUCAAAGGCGUGCUCAAGUCCAGGUAUGGCUUACGAGGAUCCUAGACAUCGAAAACCAAUAUAAUGACCUUCUUAGUACUAGUAAUCUCGAGCUUGAAAGGUUGUGUAUGUGUGGAUUUUGCUCUAAAAAUUUGAAACUAAGCUAUCGUUACGGGAAAAGGGUAAUCUUAGUAUUGAAGGAGGUUGAGAGUCUUAUUUCUCAAGGGGAAUUUGAUGUGGUGACUGAGGCAACUCCUAUAUCUGAGGUUGAAGAGUUGCCUACUCAUCCCACGAUUGUUGGUCAGGAAACAACGCUCGAAAGGGUGUGGAACCGUCUGAAGAAAGAUACAGUAGGGGUUGUGGGUCUGCAUGGUAUGGGCGGUGUAGGCAAAACCACCCUUCUCACGCAGAUCAACAACAAGUUUUCCAAAACAGGCGAAGGAUUUGAUAUUGUGAUAUGGGUUGAAGUCUCUAGAAAUGCUUCAGUCCGUAAGAUUCAAGAGAGCAUUGCGAAAAAACUAGGCCUUGUGGGGAAAGAGUGGGAUGAGAAAAACGAGAACGAGAGAGCUCUUGACAUCCACAACGUUCUCAGGAGGAAGAAGUUUGUGUUGUUGUUGGAUGAUAUAUGGGAGAAAGUAAACUUAUCUGCGGUUGGAGUCCCGUGUCCUAGCACAGAAAACGGAUGCAAAGUAGUAUUCACCACCCGGUCUCGUGAUGUAUGUGGGCGUAUGGGAGUUAAUGACCCAAUCGAAGUCACUUGUCUGGACUCCGAAAAAGCCUGGGACUUGUUCAAAAAGAAAGUAGGAGAAAACACGCUGGAAAGCCACACUGAGAUUCCCAAACUCGCAAGGCAAGUCGCUGAGAAAUGCCGUGGCCUACCAUUAGCACUCAAUGUCAUCGGCGAAACUAUGGCUUGCAAGAGCACAAUACAAGAGUGGCAUCUAGCACUUGACGUUUUGACUUCAUCUGCUCAAGAGUUCUCAGGCAUGGAAGAUCAGAUUCUUCCCAUUUUGAAGUAUAGCUAUGAUAAUUUAAAGGGGGAGCAAGCGAAAUCAUGUUUUCUCUAUUGCUCUAUGUAUCCUGAAUAUCAUUAUUUUGGUAAAGAGAGAUUGAUAGAGUAUUGGAUAUGCGAAGGAUUCAUAGAUGAAAAGGAAGGUAGAGAGAGGGCGUUAAACCUCGGUUAUGCGAUACUCGGGACUCUUAUCCGUGCAAGUUUGUUGGAGGAAGCAGGGAAUUCAUCAUAUUUCAAAAUUCAUGAUGUAGUACGGGAUAUGGGAUUAUGGAUAGCAUCUGAUCUAGGGAAGCUUAAAUUAAGAUGUAUUGUGCAAACUGACAUUGGGUUGCUUGAGAUGCCUAAAGUAAAGAACUGGAAAGAUGUGAGAAGGAUGUCGUUGAUGGGUACUAGUAUUGAAAAGAUAUCAGAGAGUAGCCCGCCCCCCGACUGUCCUGAACUCACAACUCUCCUCCUCGGACGUAACGCACGCUUAACAACAAUCUCUGGUGAUUUUUUUUGGUCUAUGCCUAGGCUACUCGUUUUGGAUUUAUCACGUUGUUACAAUUUCAAUGGAUUGCCAGAGCAAAUAUCAAGAUUGUCUUCUCUGCGAUGUCUUGACUUGGCACAGACGCAGAUAGAUCGACUACCUGUUGGUUUCCAAGAGUUAAAAAUGCUAAUACAUCUGAAUUUGGAGGAAACCAAGGUUGUGAGUUGUGAUGGGAUAUCAAAUUUGUCGCGAUUGAGAACAUUGAAACUAGCAGAAUCUCAAGUGUGGCUAGAUAUGAGCCUAAUGAAGGAGCUGCAGCUCUUGAAGCAUUUGGAGUUUGUAAGCAUAAAUAUCUUUUCUAGUUUGGUUGGGAAGCUAUUGUUAUAUGAUCCCAGAGUAGGGAGAUGUAUUCAACACAUUAAUACUAAGGACCCUCCAGAAGAAGAAUCAGAGCAAGUAUUCGUUUUGCCAGCUAUGGAUACUCUUCGUCGCAUCGAUAUAUGGAAUUGUGGAGGGAGGGAGAUAGAGGUAGCAGAGAAGACACCAUUGAACAAAAGUCCGACUAUACUCCAGUGCUUCUCAAACCUCGUUGAAGUGCGAUUAGGAACGUGUGAUGGUCUUAAAGAUUUGACGUGGCUGCUGCUCGCGCCAAACCUUACUUCCCUUUGUGUGUUACAGUCAAAACAACUAGAGGAGAUAAUAAGCAAAGAUAAAGCUGCGAGUAUUUUGGAGGAGACACGUAAUGAUACUGUUGUUCCUUUCAAUAAUCUAAAAAUCAUUUUCUUGGCUGAUUUGCCCGAGCUGAAGAGCAUCUUCUGGAGUGCUCUACCUUUUGAACGUCUAAAAUAUUUUUCCGUCAUGGAGUGCCUGAAGCUGAGAAAGCUUCCAUUGGAUUCAAAAAGCAUCUUAAAGGUUGAAGAAUUCGAUUUUCAUUGCGAAGAAGAAUGGAUACAAGGGAUUGAAUGGGAGGACGAAGCCACACGAAACCGUUUCUUACCUUCAUUUAAUCGGCGUGCACCUCAUUAAUGGAUUACACAUUAUCCUUGGAGUAUUGUCUUAUGAGCUUGUUUUCAAACUCUUUCUAAUUUUCAUUUGUCCUAAAUAAUAAAUUAUCUGAUGGCU